CCAGAGUUGGGGAGAUGGCGAGGUGACAGGCUCAUCGCUGGGGCCAGUCAGUACCUUCCUGUGAGUCAAGUCUAAACUGGGGCUGCGAAUGAUGGAAGAGCUAGAACUUAGGGCAUAUGUGAGAAGAAUGAAGUAUGACGGUUUGAGGCUUAACAAAAGGCAUAAAUAAGCAAAAAGUCCUGUCUUAGCUUUCACUUGAGACUUAGAGAAGCCAAUCCAGCAGCCCUAGGAAGGGCCUGGGACUCCUGGGUCAGAAUGAAUGGGGUUGCUCUGUUGUAUUCGAUUUCAAGUGCUGCGUUUACAGUGGUGAAUAAGGUACAGUCCCUGCCCUUAAGGAACUGUCUGCCUGGUGAGAGACACAGACAGUGCCUGUGAGAAGAUGACUGCCAGUGCAGGGUGACCCUUUGCUGAGGUGAAGCCCUUUAUUCUUGUCUCCGGCUCUUGUGGGGACUACCAGCUGCAGGAUGAACUGUCGCUCGGAGGUGCUAGAGGUGUCAGUGGAGGGGCGGCAGGUGGAGGAGGCUAUGCUGGCCGUGCUGCACACAGUUCUCCUGCACCGCAGCACGGGCAAGUUCCACUACAAAAAGGAGGGCACCUACUCAAUUGGCACCGUGGGCACCCAGGAUGUGGACUGUGACUUCAUCGACUUCACCUAUGUGCGUGUCUCCUCAGAUGAACUGGAUCGUGCCUUGCGCAAGGUGGUCGGGGAAUUCAAGGAUGCACUGCGAAACUCUGGUGGUGAUGGGCUGGGCCAGAUGUCCCUGGAGUUCUAUCAGAAGAAGAAGUCUCGCUGGCCUUUCUCAGAUGAGUGCAUCCCGUGGGAGGUGUGGACAGUCAAGGUGCAUGUGGUAGCCCUGGCCACGGAACAGGAGCGACAGAUCUGUCGGGAGAAGGUGGGUGAGAAGCUCUGUGAAAAGAUCAUCAACAUCGUGGAGGUGAUGAACCGGCACGAGUACCUGCCCAAGAUGCCCACGCAGUCGGAGGUGGACAAUGUGUUUGACACUGGCUUGCGGGAUGUGCAGCCCUACCUCUACAAGAUUUCCUUCCAAAUCACCGAUGCCCUGGGCACCUCAGUUACCACCACCAUGCGCAGGCUUAUCAAAGACACCCUUGCUCUCUAGGCCCCAUUAGGACCUCAGGUGCUCCUGGCUGACUCCUGACUUUGACUCUUGGAGAUCCCUGGGACUCUGGAACCUUCCACGGGUUCUUGAUGAGACUUGAAAGGGGCCACUCCUGGCUUCCUUGUUCUGUGGUUGCCAGUCUCUGGCUGACAGUCAAGUCUGGCCUACAUUGUACCUCCACACCUCUGGUGGAGGACCUACUUCCUUCUCCACUGUACGGAAGAGCCAUCACUAGGGUAGUGAAUAAAGUUGAGAAUGUAAGUUUGGGUUGA
Erinaceus europaeus (western European hedgehog) is the source of this 1393-nucleotide messenger RNA. RefSeq names its product autophagy related 101 (gene ATG101). The record is from RefSeq and is a predicted model, not a curated record. Lineage: Eukaryota; Metazoa; Chordata; Mammalia; Eulipotyphla; Erinaceidae. Gene Ontology annotation, cellular component: phagophore assembly site. The transcript has 3 exons. Gene Ontology annotation, biological process: autophagosome assembly; autophagy. The coding region runs from base 465 to 1121 and encodes 218 amino acids.